This is a messenger RNA of Ambispora leptoticha, 999 nucleotides long. NCBI's taxonomy places the organism in Eukaryota, Fungi, Glomeromycota, Glomeromycetes, Archaeosporales, Ambisporaceae. The record is from the annotation of a GenBank genome assembly.
AUGGCGCGCCUAAUAAAAUUCAGUAUACUACUGGUACUAGUGUUGUUAGUAGCGGGUGAAGUUCUUGGUCAUCGUAAAUCCCAUUCAAAAGUCCCAAAAAAGAUCAAGGGCCAUAGUCAUGUGCCAAAAUCUCAGCACCAUCACAAGCCCACUCCAGUAGCUCAACCCGCUGUGCAAGGAAUUCCACAACCAACUUCUGCCAGCAGUGUCGCUUCCCCGACUCCAGCAACCGCGGCUAAUGGUAAAAAUAUUUGCCGUUCUUAUACCGACACUUUCUCGAACACCAGGAUUGUUGAAGCCCAGGAUUAUAAUAAUGACCCAAAGACCGCGGAAUGGAUUAAUUUAUCCGGAACAACAAGCACUUACUCAUUGGACGGCGGACAAUUGAAUAUGAUCUUGAACCCCCCAUCGUCCUAUGAAACAAUCACCACUUCGUAUCAUCCAUAUAAUUCGCAAUUGGGCUACGGUUUGACAUUGAAUUCCACUUAUCUUAUGCAUUACGGUACAGUCUCAGCAAAAAUCAAGGCUAGUCCUAUUGGUGGUGUCGUCACUGCUUACAUUACCAUGUCACCAGAAGGCGAUGAAAUCGAUUGGGAACUCGUCGGCAAUGACACGCUUCACGCACAAUCGAAUUGGUAUUGGAACGGAGUUAUCCUAUGGGGUGUACACGGAGGCAAUCACACCGUUCCCCCACCAGGAAUUUCUGAAACAUUCAAUACCUACACUCUCAACUGGACUCCCGACGCAAUCACUUGGUUAAUUAACGGCAACCCGGUUCGUACCUUGAAUAAAGCAGAUACAGUAGUCAACGGAACUGCUGAAUUCCCAAAUCGUCCAAGUCAUAUUCAACUCGGUAUUUGGGAUGGUAGUGGCGCUCCAGGGACCGCUGACUGGGCCAACGGUCCGAUUGACUGGAAAUCACAGAAAUCUAACCCGAGAACUUAUGUUUCGGAAGUUAAAAUUGAGUGUGAUCCCACCUGGAAUCAAGUGAUUAACUAA